ACUAUAGUAUUUUAUACUUAGUUGGAUGAAAUCAUGUGAUAAUACCCAAUUAGAGCGUAAAUUUCUGGAAAUUGUGACGGAGAAAGAGAGAUUAUCCACAUAAUCACUAUGUGGCCAUUCAGCAAAAAAGGGGUUUCUGGAUUUUCAUGGAGUUCCACUGCUGAGCAAGUUACUCAUGGAAUCGAUGCAUCUGGCUUCACUGCCAUUGUCACUGGAGCAUCUAGUGGUAUUGGUGUUGAGACUACGCGUGUUCUUGCUUUACAUGGUGUUCAUGUGAUUAUGGCCAUUAGAAAUAUAGCUGCUGCCAGAGAUGUCAAAGAAGCAAUACUUAAGGAGAUUCCCUCGGCGAAAAUUGAUGUCAUGGAGUUAGAUCUUAGUUCAAUGGCAUCUGUUAAGAAAUUUGCAUCAGAAUUUAUUUCCUCUGGUCUCCCAUUGAACAUCUUGAUAAACAAUGCGGGAGUUAUGGCGUGCCCUUUCAUGCUGUCCAAGGACAACAUUGAACAACAAUUUGCCACAAACCACUUAGGUCAUUUUCUCUUGACACAUCUUUUGUUGGACACUAUGAAGAAAACAGCACAUGAAAGUAACAAAGAAGGAAGAAUUGUUAAUGUCUCCUCAGAGGCUCACAAAUUUGCAUAUUCUGAAGGAAUCCGUUUUGACAAAAUCAAUGAACAAUCAAGUUACAACAGCUGGCGUGCAUAUGGACAGUCAAAGCUUGCUAACAUUUUACAUGCCAAUGAGCUAGCAAAACGUCUCAAAGAUGAUGGGGUGAAUAUCAUUGCAAAUUCUCUUCAUCCAGGAGCCAUUGUGACCAAUCUUUAUCGUCAUACCAGUGCAAUCAACGGUAACUGUUAUAUUGUAGUAUUUAUUAAAUGCGGUUGGCAGACUUGUGAUGAAAAAUGCUCAGCAGGGAGCAGCUACAACAUGCUAUGUAGCAUUGCAUCCACAAGUGAAGGGAGUUAGUGGUGAGUAUUUUUCAGACAGUAAUGUGUGCAAAACAACCUCACAAGGGAAGGAUGCUGAUUUGGCUAAGAAACUCUGGGAUUUUAGCAUUAGUUUGAUUGAGGAGAAAUAGAAUAACAAAGUGUUAUAAUGACAUUCAUUGUCUAUGUCUGAAAUGUAUUAAAACCAUAGCUUUCUCAAAAGAAUUGGGUAAGAACAGAUAUUAUUAAAAGAGGAUCUCCCAUUGUGAAACUCAAUGAAAUUUACUCUGAGUUUCUUACACUACUACAACUGGUCCUACAAUGACAUGUAUAUUAUAUUUAUGCAACUCUUUCAUGAUUUACUUUGAUGAUAAUAACAUGUGCAAGUUUAUUUAA
Lathyrus oleraceus (garden pea) is the source of this 1319-nucleotide messenger RNA. Its product is annotated as short-chain dehydrogenase TIC 32, chloroplastic-like. NCBI's taxonomy places the organism in Eukaryota, Viridiplantae, Streptophyta, Magnoliopsida, Fabales, Fabaceae. The record is from RefSeq and is a predicted model, not a curated record. Bases 109 to 963 code for a protein of 284 amino acids. The transcript is spliced from 8 exons.